Podarcis lilfordi (Lilford's wall lizard) is the source of this 968-nucleotide messenger RNA. The record is from the annotation of a GenBank genome assembly. Lineage: Eukaryota; Metazoa; Chordata; Lepidosauria; Squamata; Lacertidae.
UUGGGUUGGAGAACUUGCAUUCCUACAUGUCCUUUGGAUAUGCGGUCCUGGUGUGACCCCAACACAGAAGGUGCCCUAAUAACUUCCCCGCUUUUCUUCCAAUGUCUUAGGCUUCCGCCUCUUCUCCUCAUCAGUGCCAGGAGACUGUGGGAGCCAGAACCUCAGGCUGUGGGAAGGCAGCGACAGCGGUACCUGCAGCUCCAGGUGAGAUGCUGCUCUGGCAGGUGUGCAUGACAGAGGUGGAGCUGGCCAGCCAGGCAGCUGGCUUAGAGGCUGCAGCUGAUGACAGGACUCAUCUCUGAUGGGGAGGUCUGGCAUUUUACACAUCCUGCAGCAGGUGGUGGGGAUCCCAGGCCGCCCACCCAGCCGUGUCCGACCCUUGCGAUGCUCCCAAGGCUACCCCCUCCCUUCCCCAGCACUUGGGAUUCCCAGGUGUGUCAAUAGUGAUUAAUUUAUAAUAAGCAUGGCUAGUAGUCAUCCAUACCCCUCUUCUCCGUGAAUUGGUCUGAUCCUCUUUUUAAAGCCAUCUUAAGUUGGUGGCCGCUGCCGCAUAUUGCAGGAGCGAAUUCCAAGGUUUUAACUCUACCACCGUUUUGCCUGUAACUCUUUCCAGUGAGCAGGACAGUGACGAAGAAUGGCAGAGGUGCCAGGAAGCCACGGUGACAGCAGCAGACAUCCUGAAACAUAGCGGCCUCCCAGCAGUGCUCCAGAAUUCCAGCCAGGACCACCACUGCCCGGCCACGGAGCCCAGCCAGAAGAAGAAAAGGAGGAAAAAGAAGGCAAAAAUGAAUGGCGAGAACAGCAAUCAGCAGGAGGCCAGAGAAGGAGCAUGUCAUGGGACUGAAGGGCCCUCGGGCUUCGAUGGAGCAAGCAGGAGAGGAGAGAACGCGAGUACGGAGGAUAGGGCAGUGAUGAAGAAGAGGAAGAAGAAGAAGAAAAGGGGGAAAGUGGAAAUAAGGAUGGAGUGA